AUGGCCGAGAACAACAUGACUCCCGAGGCAUCCGCUGCUCUGCCUGGAACCCCACAAGAUGCCGACAACGACGAAACUCCUCUUCUCUUGUCCAACUUUACCGGUGCAGGUGGCAGCUUUGCCGAUGAGGAAAGUGGGCUAUCUACCACGUUGUCCAAUUCCAGGUCUGCUUCCGGCUCUGGAGAUUCCGUAGACACCCCAGGUCCCGAGCGCUGCCUCGCCCCCAACAGCUUGAUAGCCAUCCUCCUGACCAUCUUGCUAGUCCUGCUUGUGUUUGUGCUAUAUCUUCUCCUGAGGUGGAUUAACUAUCGCUCCGUUGGGGCUUGGUGUUAA
This is a messenger RNA of Histoplasma capsulatum G186AR, 333 nucleotides long. RefSeq lists its product as uncharacterized. Lineage: Eukaryota; Fungi; Ascomycota; Eurotiomycetes; Onygenales; Ajellomycetaceae. The transcript has a single exon. The coding region runs from base 1 to 333 and encodes 110 amino acids. The record is from RefSeq and is a predicted model, not a curated record.